UCUGCAAUUGUCAAGCAGCAGAAGACAACUUCUAUCAGAAUUCCAUCUGUGUGAGCUACACAAACGAUGAUUCCCGACGUAGACAUAUUCAUUGGGAAUUACACAAUAAUUGACCAAGAAGUCUUUGGACUUUGGGUUCAAGGAUACUCAGUUGUGGAAGCUGUUUCAGUGCUGCAACAACGAGGAGCCUUAGAAACAUGGGGAGCGUCACACGAACUGCUUACCUCGGAUACCCUAGACCACUAUCGUACGUUUGGGAUGCUGGAAAAACUGCUGCUUACGCCUACCAAGCUGGCUGAAGAAUGGACCUUCCAGCUAGAGCCUGCUGUACAGAAAAUGGUUAUUGAAAAAUAUUAUGAGUUUGAUGAUAUUGUCAUUCGUGAAAUAAUUGGAAAGAAAUUAUCAGGCAGAACUCGAAAGGACCUUGAUGAUGUCGCUGAAAAAACAGGUGUUUUGCUGCGAUCAUGCAGGCGUCAGUUCGACAACGUGAAAAGGAUAUUCAAGCAAGUAGACGAAAUGCCAGGUUCCGUGGUGGCAAAUAUCCAGUCCUCAUUUCUCUUACCAAAUGAAUUAGCCAAAAAAUACGCCUCGAUUGUCUUCAUCAUCAACAACAGGUUCGAGACAAGCAAAAGGAAGCUCAACUACCUUACCUUCGAGGAUUUUUCGGUGUGCGCAUCUCUUAUGAUGAACUCCUGGACAACCUCCACUAUCACGUCGAGCUUCAACGUUGGUGCAGAUGGCCGUGAUGACUCUGACGUGGACCGAGAGUUCCUCAUGGACCUUAGGGACUUCAAGCUCCUGUUAGAUCGGGAGAAGGAGCACAGGAAUAUGACCCUAAGCCACUUACGGGGCAAGAUCCCAGACCGCAUGUGCACUGAGGUCGAGAAUAACUUCAAGGUCUACUCAAGGGCCAUCAUUAACAUUGGCUGUGCCCUCAACAACACACGUGAUCUGCGGGACUUCUUUGUCGACACUGUGGAGAAAAUUGUAGAUCCUUGUCGGCAGUCGAGGUGGAAGGGGGCCGAGCUGGAGGUCUUUUUACAGGUCUAUGCCGAUGCGGGGAGUGGGCUUGAUAUUAUGAACAGUGACCACUCUUUACGCAUGACAUGGGAGAGGUACAUGAACACCAUGCGGAUGUGUAUAUGUCAGUUGUACCACUCCUGACAUCACGCUCCUCCGCUGCGCCUCACCCGUACAGCUACAGUGCAAGAAAAGGUCACAUCCGAAUGACCCUUGCUUCAAACAAGGUUGCAAACGAGCUUAGAUUGGUAGAGCAGCCUUAGUCACAUCAAACAAUUUAUCGUCUUUUACUGAUUGCAUGGUAGAUAAUUGCUAGAGAAUUUUUAAGAGCAGGCAUUUUGAGUAGAAGCCAGAUAAGGGUUGAGGAAGCUGCGGUAAAGUGAAAUGUCCAUCAAAAAGACUUAAGGAAAAGACAAUUUGACUCUUACUUAUUUAGUUAGGAAUUUAUUUAUCUUUAUUCAACAGUUUAGGGAAGAUUAUUCAAGGGAUUGAGAUAACUUAUUGAAAUUUGCAAUUUGCUGAGAGAGUGCCAGUCUUUGGUGGAUGAGAAUGUACUGAGACAUUCAUUAACUUAUUAUAACAGAUUAUAUAUAGGAUUGAAUAAAUCUACUUAUCAUUCAUUAGCAGCUGUGGUGAGAUCAUUUUGAAAAUUGCACAAUGCCUGUUAUAUAUUGUGUGAUAUCCAGUGUUUAUUUAUAUCCUUCUAACACUUGUCUGGGAGGAAAAUCUAAUACUUUUGGUCAUUUUGAUUUUGGAAUUGAAACGUCAAGUUGAAUAGAAAAAUUAAAGUAAUAUGUACUAAAUGUUAUGGUGAGCUUGAGUUUAUUGUGCAUUAUAAAGACAAUAGAUACUAUGAACUAGUAUCAUCUGUUGUUAGAUUGAAAAUACAGCAUAUUAAGAAUUGUGUUUUAUAUUUAUAAAUAUGAAUAUCAAAUAUGAAAGACAAGAUUAUGGGGAAAGUAAUUUGAUUUUUAUUCAUACUUUUAUAUUCCUCACUUUAUCAUAAUAUUCUUAUACUUUUUAUUUAAAUGAAUAUGAAUACAUAUAAAUUCACUAUGCAUCUGAGAUAAGUCGAUCCUUGUUCCUAAUUAGGGAAACUUCGAAAGAUAUUUACAAAAUGCAUACUUUGGUUUGCAAUAUCCUUUUGUAUGUGAUAUUCAAGCACAUUUUAUUUUCAUGUAUACUAAUACUUAUGUAAAUAACACUUGUAAAUCUACAUUGUAAAUAGAAAAUGUUGUCUUUAACCCAUUUUUGCCAGGUACGUGCACUGUUCACUGUUGAAUUGUUUUGUUAAUAUAUUAUACACAUUGAUGGCUUCACAAUUUCAUAUCAAGGAGUAUCAGCUUGGCCUAUUUACCUCACCUAUUUGCUCCUGUAAUUUGUGGGAAAAUAGUUUGUAUAUCUAUUACUGAUGUCAUUAUGAUGAACAUAUUAUCAUUAUCUUUAAGAUUAUUAUUGUAGUAUUAUUACCAAGACUAUCAGUAAUAGAAAUACCAACUUUUCUUUCAGAAAAUUCAAGGUAAAGGGAAAACUCCUUGGUGACUUAUAGAGCCAUCUGUGUGAAAUUGACAAACUUGAAUUAAAGUGGACAGGGCUGGUAUACUUGGCCUCCUGGUAUCAGCUGAUUAAACUGCUAUUUUAAUGUCAGUGAAAAGAGAUCUUGACUUUUGGAGAUAACUAGCUUCUUUCUUAUCUUUUCUUUAGUUCCAGUGCAUAUUUCAAACCUAACUUAUACCUCACUUGGCCUGAAAUUGUAUAUUCAAGUCAUACCAUUGCAAUGAACAAGAGAAAUCUUAAGACUCUUGGCAAGAGAUAAAAGAUUCUUAAUAUAUAUAUUAUGCAUUGAGAUAUAGCUAAUAUUAGACACCUAUGGAUCAUCAUUUUUUCUCUCAUUUGGCCAAAGUUUGCACAAUUCAUUAACCCGACAGGGAUGGCUGCCAGAAAAGACCGGGUUAUUCUAAUUGGGAAAACUUCUGGGUGCCAAAAUAUACUGCUUAUAUGAGGUCUUUUUGGCAGGGCUGUGUACUAUGAAUUUUCCAAAAGGCUGUUGAUGAUUUUUAAGGCCUUUGGGAACUACUUUAACCUGUAAACUGUGACAUACAUCAUAUGAUGAACAGUGUAUAACUGCGAAUUAUAUCAUAUGAUGUGGAGACUAUUUUUUAAAGUUGGUGGCCUAUAUUUUGCUUCUAUAUAUCUUGAAAUAAUGUUUGGCAACUCGUGCAACUUCACUACACCACAACGCCUGAAGUAAGGUAAAUAAUGAAUAUAGGUAUUCCUAUACUUUCCAUUAUUUUUGAGAACUUUCCUUUAAGCCAAACAUUUUGCACUUUGGGUAUGACCACCAGAACCUAUUAUGUAGUUUAUGGUUUAAUCUUGAAUAGUUUGUCCUAACAUUAUUAUUUUGUGUAGAGAGACACCCACUUCGUUAUUUCAAUUUUCCUUGGUUAUGAAAUUUGUUUUAUUUGUUAUCUAUCUGUUGACAUGCUAUUUUUUAUGAUAUUCCUCAUAUAACAAAAGAGAUGUUAUAACAUUAAAUCUGUGAUUUUGUUUUGAUUAAUGACCCUUAUGAUUAAUGUUGAUUUUGGGCCUUCAUAUUUUAGAAAUUAUUUUUUAUGAUCUUUUGAAGUUAUGUGAAUUCUAUUAUUAUGCAUCCUAGUCUUCCUUACUAAUUUCUUAUUAUGCAGUAGUCAUUUUAAGGCCAUGUACAAAGUUUCAGAUUAUGAACCUUUAUUGAUUACUGCAGCAGUGUUGUUUAUUUCAAAUUUCUGUAUGAAUCAAUGAUACCCUAAAUACACAGUUAAAAUAAUGGUAAAGUGACACUACUAAUUAUCAUGGCAACACAGUAAAUAGAAAAGAAUAAAAAAGGGAGAUAAUUUAAUUGUACAUCACCAUUUACCAAGUAGCCUGUGCACCUCUUAGACAACAGCAUGACUUGCUUAGAACAGCAUCCUCAUUUCAUACUUAAACUCUGUGUUUGCUGUAAAAAAUUAUCAAAUUACUCUUUGUGUGUGAACCACAAUAUCUAAUUGUUUACAGAUUUAGGGGUACUUAGGAAGUGAAUGUUAUUCCUGUAUUAAAUCCUCUUUAUCUGUGUGAGGAUACAAGAAGUUAUUGAAUUUCCAUAUUUUUUUCCUAUAUGCUGAGUUCUGACAGACUAAUUGAUGUAUAUAUGUAAUGGCACUAUAUCUCUUUAUUUUCUUUUUUACAAAGAUGCUCAGAUGAAGUACCUGAAACACAGAAUUGUUGAACAUUUGUUGAAACAUAGCAUUGAGAAUUCUAGAGUUUCCAUACACGACAAAGAAAGUUUUAUGAGCAUGUGCAUUGAGAACAUUCAUCUGCUAUCUUCAUUAUGUAACUGUGUGAAAACAUUAGUUUCAGCAUGCAUUAGUACUCAGCACAUCAUAUGAUCAAGCACGUUGAUAAAUGUUAAAUACAUGUAUAUAUUUCUAUGUUGUUACAAAAGUAAUGUGUAAUCAAUCACCUAUAAAGUUUGUUAUUCAAAUGUGAAAAUCACAUGAAGAAAUUUUUGUAAACAAACAUAUAAGAUUAAAGACAAAGCAACAGUUAUAUGUACAAUAGGAUUUAAUAUGCAGGGCAAGUGUAACGAUGGAAGUGAGGGUAUGUGCAUGAUAAUGAUCUGAUAGAUUUGAUGCACUGUUAGAGCUGGUAAAGAAAAGGUUGUAAUAUGUGUAACUGAUGGAGAAAAUUGUUUGCAAAAUAAAUUAUGUAGAUUGCCA
Molecule: messenger RNA, 4757 nt
Organism: Penaeus vannamei (Pacific white shrimp)
Lineage: Eukaryota; Metazoa; Arthropoda; Malacostraca; Decapoda; Penaeidae
Gene: Fibp
Product: acidic fibroblast growth factor intracellular-binding protein
Cellular component (GO): nucleus
Source: RefSeq, a predicted model, not a curated record